This is a messenger RNA of Protobothrops mucrosquamatus (brown spotted pit viper), 717 nucleotides long. RefSeq lists its product as uncharacterized. NCBI's taxonomy places the organism in Eukaryota, Metazoa, Chordata, Lepidosauria, Squamata, Viperidae. The transcript has 6 exons. Gene Ontology annotation, cellular component: membrane. The annotation marks the transcript as partial. The record is from RefSeq and is a predicted model, not a curated record.
GGAGCCCAGAUCCUGCUCGGCGCUGUCUGCAUCGGCCUCGGCGUGGUGCUGAGCGUACUUGUGCCCAACCGUGAGCUACCCUACUACUUCACGCGGUCAAUCUGUAACGGAGUCCCUUUCUGGAUGGGCGGCCUGUUCAUCCUCUCCGGCACCUUCUCGGUGGUGGGUGCACGACGCAGCGGAUACUGGGUCCACCUGGCCACCUUCCUCAACCUGGGCAGCGUCGUGGCCGGCUCGGUGGCCUUCACGCUGGGCUUGACGGAGUUCGCACCCCUGUUCUACGACCCCUACUUUGUUGAUAACCUCUGCAAGCACAGAGCGGAGGACCGGGGUUACCGCUCGUGGGAAGCGACCACCAGACCUCCGUACGACGACAAGAGGGACCAAGAGCGGGCCAAGGAGUGCCAGGAGGCUCUCGUAGGGCUCGUGCGCAUGUUGAGCAGCACCCAGAUCCUCCUGCUGAUCGUGCACGUCGCCGCUCUGGCCACCGCCCUCUUCUGCUUCGGAUACGGUUUGCGCCGCCUGUGUUGCUCCUGCUGGGGAGGCUGGCGGGACUACGUGGCCCUGGAGGANNNNGCUGCUCGCGCCCGUGUGCUCGUCGGCUGUUUCUGCGGCCCGGUUUGCAAACUAGGAGGCUGGCGGGACUACGUGGCCCUGGAGGAUGCGGACGUCUCUCCUGCGCCCGAGGAUCCGGGCAAAGAGCAGAGCCGUGCCUGA